Camelina sativa (false flax) is the source of this 1339-nucleotide messenger RNA. RefSeq names its product 26S proteasome non-ATPase regulatory subunit 7 homolog B. Lineage: Eukaryota; Viridiplantae; Streptophyta; Magnoliopsida; Brassicales; Brassicaceae. Gene Ontology annotation, cellular component: proteasome complex; proteasome regulatory particle. Gene Ontology annotation, molecular function: protein binding; metallopeptidase activity. The record is from RefSeq and is a predicted model, not a curated record. Gene Ontology annotation, biological process: proteasome-mediated ubiquitin-dependent protein catabolic process.
UUCCUGGAGAAGAAGCUAACUCUCAAGCUCCGUCGGAGGAAAACGAAAUCGGAAGUUGUGAUAAUCACCGGGAAUAGGAUUUGAGUAGCUUCUCAAGCAAAUUUGAUUCACCCGAACAAUGGAUGUGAUAAAGACGCAGCAAAUAUCCGCAAGGACGAUCGAGAAAGUGAUCGUUCACCCACUUGUCUUGCUUAGUAUCGUCGACCAUUACAAUCGUGUAGCCAAGGACACACGCAAGCGUGUCGUCGGCGUUUUGCUCGGAAACAGCUCCCGUGGUACCGUUGACGUCACCAACAGCUAUGCAGUGCCUUUUGAGGAAGAUGACAAAGACUCUAGCAUUUGGUUUCUUGAUCACAACUACCACGAGUCCAUGUUUCACAUGUUCAAGAGAAUUAAUGCUAAGGAGCAUGUUGUGGGUUGGUACAGCACGGGUCCUAAACUUCGAGAGAAUGAUUUGGAUGUUCACGCUUUAUUCAAUGGCUACGUACCAAAUCCAGUGUUGGUCAUUAUUGAUGUCCAACCUAAAGAACUGGGAAUCCCCACAAAAGCAUACUAUGCAGUUGAGGAGGUGAAGGAGAAUGCUACCCAGAAAAGCCAGCAGGUGUUUGUACACGUGCCAACAGAAAUUGCGGCUCACGAAGUCGAGGAAAUUGGUGUGGAACAUUUGCUCAGGGAUGUAAAAGACACAACCAUCAGUACCUUGGCAACUGAGGUCACUGCGAAACUUACUGCUCUGAAGGGAUUGGAUGCAAGACUUCGGGAGAUUCGGAGUUACCUUGACCUUGUAAUUGAAGGAAAACUCCCAUUAAACCAUGAAAUCUUAUACCAUCUUCAGGAUGUAUUCAACUUGCUUCCUAACUUGAACGUCAACGAAUUGGUUAAGGCCUUCUCAGUAAAAACAAAUGACAUGAUGCUCGUUAUCUACCUUUCUUCCCUCAUCCGUAGUGUAAUUGCCCUCCACGAUUUGAUCAACAACAAGUUAUUGAACAAGGAACAUGAAAAAGCAGAGGACUCAAAGCCUGUUGCCAUACCCGCAAUCACUGGGAGUUAAAAAUGCAGCCAAAUUUCGAGAUUUGGGAAGUUUUCUAGUCAGAUAUUACUGUGUCAUUUGCUGCAUGUGAAGAGGGUGUUCGGGGACUAAACGGGUUUGGUCUCGUUCCGAUGAUCUUCUCUACUACUGUUGUUUUUUGACAAUGGUAUAAUAUGAAUAUGUAGUUCCUGUCUCACAAGAACUUUUUUUCUUAUCAUUUGAUGUUUAUUUUUUCCUUGCAAGAUGAUAUAAGUAAGUUUUGCAUCAAUGUGCUGGAAACUCUAGUAAAAUUCUUCUCCUUUUGCGUAA